AAAAUCUUUAAACAAACGAGCUUACGAACUAAGGAGUCUCGGGACUAAUUCAAGCUUGACUUAUUAGCUAAUCAGGCUUGCCAUUUCACAAGCCGAGCUCUAGGAGGUUCAUAAGUUGGCUUUAGUCACUUCACACCCCUCCGCAAGUCUUUUGGGCUCUCCACGCUGGUCCGUCUGUGCCGUGCGUUUCAUCACCUCCAUCUUUCCGCGCGACAGCUUCUUCCACCAAAUUCUAAUUACAGAUUAAAACAUCUGGAGAUUGAAUGGUGUGGCUAAAGAAUCCGUGCUUAUUUUCCAAUGUGAUUACUGGAGUUGGUUCCUUCUGGCAGCGAGGUACAUACAGAUGCUUAAAUAAUUUGCGUUGCUCUCAAAAAAUGAUUGAAGGAGGAGAUUAUGAUCGGAUGCAUGGAUUUGGGUAUGCUGCAUUUGCUGAGCAUCCAGUCUUAGGAAUUGAUUGUAUAGGCCUGCUUCCCGGCUCAAAUUCUGGUUUGAGAAUGUUGAAGUUGCAGCAUGACUCUAACAUCCAUUGUAAUCAGCUCAAGAAACUCUCAACUAUAAGCCAUAGGCUUGGAAACUCUAUACGACAGGAGCAUUCCUUGAGCAGAGAGUGGUUGGCAAAGCGCUGGGCUGAAGAAAAGAGAAGGGAAGACAUAAUGCGAAAAAGGAAAAGGAGAUACGCACAAAGUGUGGAGUUCAAGCAGCCUAUGCCGGAUACUGAUAUCAAACUUCCUUUCCUGCAAUCUUUUUUCACCAGAACAAUUCCAGCUGAACAAGUACGGCAAACAAAUGAAGCAUCCAUGCAGCCACCAAUUACUCAAUAUGAGGAGGGAUUUUUAUGUUCACAAACCCCCGAAGAGGCAAACAUGAAUUUUUUUAUUAUUAUUAUAGCGUUUACUUACACGACCUGCGCAUCUAUCUUACUUCAUGCUUUUCUGAAUGUGUGUGUUGAUGGAUUACUGUCACAUUGAUUCAUGAAGUCUGUUUUUGUCAGUACUAAAAGCUUCAUAUAUUCAAUCAGAAGGGAUUUUUAACUUGAAAGGUUACUAAGGUUGCGGAGUGGAUCAACAAAUAUUCAUUCUGAUGUUUUUUUUUUAAUUUUUUUAUCCUGGAAGUAUUAGAUAAGCAAUAAUUUAUUUAUUUAUAGCAUAAUUGAUGGAUUACUGUCACAUUGAUUCAUGAAGUCUAUUUUUGUCAACUCUUAUAAUCUCUCGAUGAAUUUCUCACAAUUAGACACUCUAGUAA
Molecule: messenger RNA, 1242 nt
Organism: Phalaenopsis equestris
Lineage: Eukaryota; Viridiplantae; Streptophyta; Magnoliopsida; Asparagales; Orchidaceae
Exons: 2
Coding region: 264-968 (234 amino acids)
Source: RefSeq, a predicted model, not a curated record